Penicillium alfredii is the source of this 3654-nucleotide messenger RNA. RefSeq names its product putative MATH and UCH domain protein. The transcript has 4 exons. The record is from RefSeq and is a predicted model, not a curated record. Gene Ontology annotation, molecular function: cysteine-type deubiquitinase activity; protein binding. The coding region runs from base 1 to 3654 and encodes 1217 amino acids. Lineage: Eukaryota; Fungi; Ascomycota; Eurotiomycetes; Eurotiales; Aspergillaceae. Gene Ontology annotation, biological process: protein deubiquitination.
AUGGACUCUGAUCCCUCGCCCCAUUCGGAACCCAACCAGUUAUCUGGUCUGGAGCUAGAAGGGAACAAUGUGCGGCCAGUUCAGACCCCAGAGAACUCCUCCGAGAAUCCAACGUCUCCGAGUUCGGAGACAACCCUCGAGCAGUCUCCAGUCUCCAAUGUCUCUUCGUCGACAGAACCGCUGGAACAUGCCUACUGGGCCGAAUUCGAGGAGGAUCCAUCCACUCCAGAUGAGGAGGAGAUAAAGGAAAUUGAGGGUACCGAUGGGGAUUACAGUGCCUGUGACCAUGCCUAUUGGGAGAGCAACUUCUUCCGUGACCUGGACGACCCCGAGUAUAUACCGACGGAAAAGGCUCGCUUGACCUGGCAGAUCAAGGGCGUUCGAGGAACCCCCACAAACCCCAAUCGCGAUACGAUCAUGCGUUCACCUCCCGCGUAUAUUGGUGGUUACUGGUGGCGAAUCAAGUUCUACCCCCGGGGGAACAAUGUUGGCUCGCUGAGUAUCUAUCUCGAGUGCUCUCGAACGUUGCCCAGCCCCGAUGAAAGGCUCCCCGAGUCGGAAUUCAAGGUCCGUCGAGGCUCUGCCGAUGCCGUUCUUAAUGGAACUCCCGAGGUAGACGUACAAUCCCCGGCUACCACCGAUUCGGCAGUCUGGUUUGAAGAAUUUAAAUCACGGUACCCAGCCACCGGACAGAGGGAUGGGGAAACCCCAUCCGACACGUGGCGGGUGUCGGCCCAAAUUGGUGUCAUCGUGUAUAAUCCAGAAGAGCCACGGACGGGGUGGAUGCAGUCGUCUUCUCACCAAUUCAAUCCUCACAACUCCGACUGGGGGUGGACCUAUUUCCAUGGCCCAUGGGACCAAAUUCACCUACGUCGUCGAGGCCAACACCGGGCUUUGCUGAAUAACGAUACACUGGCAUUCGACGCAUACAUUCGUGUGGUCGAGGAUCCCACGAAAUCCUUGUGGUGGCACCCAAGCGACUCGGAGCCAACCUGGGAUAGUCUGGCCCUGACCGGCUAUCGACCCUUGGGGGACUCCGUGGUCAAUCACAGCGCAGAGGUUGCCGGGUUGGCUUCGUGGUUACAUGUUGCUCCCUUCUGCAAGAUCAUCCAAAGCGUCGAUGUCCUAGAACAUCUCACCAACUGCAAUGUGAAGCCUAAGCCUGUAUGCGACGCUCUGCAGAAACUCCUGUGGCAGCUGCGCUGCCGCACAGAAUCCUUGCAAUAUGUCGACACAGACGGCAUCACGUCUGCCUUGCGCAACCUGAACGAGUUUUCAAGCGACGUGACCGAGUUCUGGGAGCGUUUGCGCCGGACGUUGGAACUGGAACUCGCUGGCACCGAUGCCGGCAAAGAGUUUGCUGCCUUGUUCGAUAGCCCAUCUCUCCAUUCUCUUGCAACAGAAAAUCAGACUACUGCCAUAAACAUGCUGCCAACGGACUUCAAUUCUCGCAUCCAUGUCUCGGCUGAUCAAGCGAAAUCCACGGGAGAGGGCAUGAAAGAGUACUUGAAAGCCAAAUCCGGUCGGUGGUCACUCCCGCCGAUGCUUCAUAUAGAGCUUGGUCGACAUGCAUUAGACAAGGCGAUGCGCUGGCAAUUGUUGUACAACAAAGUUGAUUUGGAUGAAGAGCUGGACCUCACUCCAUGGGUUGUUGAUGGCCGGGGAGGCAAAUACAUACUCUAUGGUUAUGUGGUUCAUCGCGGCCGCCGCACUUCCAGCAAGUUCUUCAGUAUCCUCCGGCCCGCAGGCCCGGGUACCACAUGGCUCGCCUUUGACGAUGGUAGCGACAAUCGCGUGGAGGCCUUAACACAGAAAACGGCAAUGGGUCCGCAUCUUGGCCUGGAUUCCUCCCAGCCUAUUGAUCACAAAAAGGGCCACGAUAUCCCUGUUGUUGCCAUGUACGUCCGCAGUGAUAUGGUUUCGGCGCUGUUGCCCGGGCCGCAGGGUCCAUGGCCAGUUUCGGAGUCUUUGAAACAGUACUACGAAACUGGUUUAUAUGCAUCAGCCACAACGGACAACCAGAAACAAGUGAAUGAGAAUGUCGAGAUUGAAGUCUAUUCACUGCCUCAUUACGAUCAGCUGGGCAGUCUGUUUGACAUGUACGAUCUCAUGUCUCAAGCAAAAGCAACCAAUAAUGUCAUGUAUUUGACGCUGCCCCGUUCUUCCCGCGUCGUCGAGCUGCGCAAGAAGAUUGCCCUGUGGCACUCAACAAGGACUGGUGAGAUCGGGGCUGAGCGUGUUCGUCUAUGGCAGAUCGGUCAUAGCAAGGCUUCAUUUGGGCCCUCAUCGGCAUUUGAUCGGGUCGUCGAUUUAAAAGCCCCGCUUGAAUACUCAUUGGGCAGCCUUCGCUUUUGGAUGGAGACGAUUUCGGAGGAGGACGCCCAAUUAUUCGCCAUUCCGGAUCCGCCUGUAGAGAUUGCAACUGAUGACAAGCCUGAUGAGUCUGUUGUUGAGCGUGAGAGCUCUAACACCCCGGAGCCCUUACCGUCCGUAGCGGUAGGAGAUGCUGUGGCCAGCUCAUCGGGGAAUCGUCCCAGCAGGCUAGUUGAACCAAGCUCCAGUGAUGCAGCAGUUUCACUGCCUUCUGGCUCUCCGGAAGGUGACGCCAUUGCUGCCGAAAGAGCUGAGCAUGAUGCUGUCCUGGCAGCUGUCGCUGCACAUGAUCGUCAGGCCACAAAUGCUGCUACGGAAGACUCAACUGAGCAUAGCACAACCGAGGCGGUGGUGGAAACGCCCGCUUCUGUCCGAACUGAAUCCGUUCGGUCAGAACCCACGGCAGAGGGGCGCGCCAAUUCCGAUAUCACCUUGCCCGUGGGACACACGUACUACUUCAUUCAGAUCUUUGAUGCGGACCAACAGGUUUUGCGCACGGUUGGCUCAUUCUUCUCCAAGCUUGAGGCAAACGUCAACGCGUCGAUUCGGAAGCAUCUGCAGUGGCAUAUCCGGCGAGACUUCCUCCUGUGGAAACGAGUGGAUGGAACCACUGUUACGGCGGUUUCUCCAGCUGAGAACUUUUGCGAAGUGGUUGUUCCACAUGGUGCAUGCAUUAUUGUAGGGGACAAGCUGAGCAAAGAUAAACGUUCUCAACUGGGCACUUCCGGGUUGUUCUCCAGCCCUGAUCGCUUGAUUCAGUACUUGUGGGCUAAAUCUCGCGGCCACCCAAUCCAAGGCUUUUCAGGCAUCAAGACGGUUGAAGCUACCUUGACGAGCGACUAUUAUAGCGGCGAGUUGUUGAAGGGCUACUACCACGGACGUGGCAAGCACAUCUCCGGCACAGGCACUGUUUACGAGGGUGACUUUAUCUUUGGCAGACGCCAGGGCCAAGGCAGGAUGGAGUACCCGACAGGCGACACGUAUGACGGCGACUGGGUCGAGGACGUGCGCCAUGGACAGGGCACCUACAUUGAGAAAAAGACAGGCAACAAAUAUGUUGGUGGCUACAAAGAUGGCAAGCGGCACGGCAAGGGCAUCAGCUACUGGGAGGUGGCUGACGAGGAGGCGGAUCUGUGUCAGAUCUGCUACUCGGAAGAGCAAGAUGCUGUGUUCUGUGACUGCGGCCAUGUCUGUGCCUGUGUGACUUGUGCCAAACAGGUUGACCUUUGCCCGAUCUGCCGCAAGACUAUCAAGAACGUCAUCAAAAUCUAUCCGACAUAG